Messenger RNA from Daucus carota subsp. sativus, 2436 nucleotides. Its product is annotated as F-box/FBD/LRR-repeat protein At1g78750-like. The transcript has 3 exons. Bases 19 to 2130 code for a protein of 703 amino acids. The record is from RefSeq and is a predicted model, not a curated record. Gene Ontology annotation, molecular function: protein binding. Lineage: Eukaryota; Viridiplantae; Streptophyta; Magnoliopsida; Apiales; Apiaceae.
UUUCAGAGGGAGAGUAAAAUGACGAAGAAGAAACUGAGAUUCACCACUCCAACUCCCACCGUACAAGCCGAAGGCGAAGACCGCAUAAGUGAUUUACCCGAUGAACUCAUCCAUCACAUUCUCUGGUUCUUAGAUGUGCAAACUGCAGUACAAACCUGCAUUCUCUCCAAACGAUGGAAGCCUGUGUGGACUACUCUUCCGUUUAUCAAUUUCACGAGAUACGAUCAACUACACGGUGAAUACAUUCGAGGCAGCACUUUCAAUUCUUUUCGAUGUCUCUUCUUGGAUAGCUUCACUGCCGAGAUGAACUUGUUUGACAAGUUUUUCUCCCACCGAAACCAUGAUUCACGCAUAUUCAAAUUGUACCUCUCGUUUUUCUUUGUUCCGCCCUCGAAUUUGGUUCACAAGUUUAUCAAUUACGCAAUUUCGCGUCAAGUGCAGGACUUGAACGUGCAUAUACCAGAAUUUGUUACUGAUUUAUCGACCUUUAAUUCUGCUUCUGUGGAGAAACUGACUCUGAGUCUCGAUUUUUGUAAGGUGUUCAAAUUCUCGGAUUGUUGGGAUUUACCUGCUUUAACAACUCUACGCUUGAUACUCCCUUCGUUAAGCCCUGGCGGAAUAAGUAUUCCUGAAUUAUAUUUGAUCUGUUUGCCUUCUUUACAGACUCUGUUUCUCGAUCGAAUUGAGUUACCAGAUUCUCUUGAUUUGCCUGAUUUAGUAACUCUCUAUCUCGCACGGUGCAAAUUGCCCUCUGAAAUUGGGGAUUUCUCGGCUUUAUCAACUCUCAUACUUGAUGAUGUGGAAUUCCAGGAAAAUGAGACGAAUUUAUUCCCUGCACUUGUCAAUCUUCGGAAUCUCACCUGGUUUUUCCGCCAAGGAUUAAUCAAGGCAGAUUGUGUUAUAAAUUGUCCUCAAUUGGUGAACCUGAAUAUCUAUGCCUAUACCUAUGUGACUGCGUUUAAUAAUCAUUCUGGUAAUUUUAUACUUGUGGCGCCUAAAAUCCGCAAUAUUAGCUGUGUUGGUUUAUUCCCAAUCACAUUUGGACUAUCUCAGUUGGAGAGUGUGAAUAUGAAAAUAAGGGAUAGAACUGAUGGAAGAAAGAUUAUUCCAGGAUCUAAGUUGAUGAAUAUAUAUUAUCGUGGAUUUACUUAUAUGUUUCAGUCUCUGGGUAGUACAAAGAUUCUUACUCUCGACUUGGAGACCAUUGAGGUUUUAUCUUCUAUUUCAGACUCUCUCGUAAAUUCUCCUCCUCCAUUCUAUAACUUAGAGUAUGUGAAGGUGCCAGAAGGAUGUAAAGAAUCGAGUCUGUCGACUGACCUUAAAUGCUACUUGCUUGGUCGCUCUCCAGAAGCUACUAUUGUCACUAAAUUGCCUCAGAAAAAUAUUGUUCCUCAUAGUGAGGCAGCUUCAGUGACAGCUCGGAAUGCAGUGCUGCAUAAGUCCUUGAAAUCCCCAAUAAACAUGUUGGUUUGUCCUGAAAACCUAAAUAAAACUGUGUGCAUUGACACUUUGGACAUGGGGGUGCAAGAGAAGAUGGCACAGAAUUAUGUAGUAAGUGCUGAAAGGGUUACACAAAUUGAUGCUCCAGUUGAAGAUAGUGAUAGAAUUAGCUCCUUCGGGUUAUGGCAGGGUCACGAGGUUAAAUCCGAGUUUGUAUGUCUACUCGAUCUUAUAAAGACAAAGUACCCAGAAACCUUUGAGAAUUUUACUACCAACAACAAGAGAGCUAGUACAACGAAGCUAAAUAUGUUGUGCACCUCAGUAAAUGACUUUAUUAAAAUCUCUCUGAGUGAUAUCGAUACUGAGAUGAUUGCUGUGUACAGGGACGUAUUUUCCUGCUUAAAGCAAUUUGGAUUCAACGUAGGAUGGCUUGUGAGCCGUCUGAAAUAUGUAGAACAGCUCCAAUUUUCACAGCCUCUACUUUCCGAGCUUCAUGCAAUUGACUGUCAUAUUGAGGAUGCAAAGAGUAAGCAAGAUAUGCAGGUCCGUGUUAGCAACACAGGAAGUAAAUUGCAAGAUCUACAGAACCUUGGUGCUGCCAAGGUGCAACAGAUUCAGAAUGCUUGUGGAGCAAAAGGUAAAAACCUUGUUGUUGGCUACGUUGGAGAUGAUCUAUUUUCUGAUCCCUAAUUUUUCAAGAAUGGUCUGAAUCUUUUUGGCAAUGUGUUGAUAAUGUGCUUCAGAAUAUAUAUCUUCUCAGAGUUUGAGCUGCCCUUAGUUAUAUUCAGUGUCAUUCAGGCGUUCUAGCUAUUUUUUUUGUUAGAAGACAAUUUUUUGCAUAAUUGGUACAUUCGAUUGCAAAUAAUAGUAGGAAUUUCAGAGUAACCGGCUAAACCAACUGCUUGUGUUUAUAAACUUUAUGGGCCUGAUUUAUAUCUCCUUUUUUUUAUUUUUACAAAAAAUAUUUUAUUAUUGUUCAAUAAAAUACAGGAACAC